CUCUGUGGUGGUUAGAGACUACUGUCAAAAGAUGGGAACAUAAAUUAAUUUAAAUGACUUCAUCUCUUCUAAGUAAUCUGACAUGGGGCUGUUGCUGCUGAGUUCACAAGAAGACACUGCUGCAGCUCCCCAGCUACCCACAGGCUUGCUAUGUAAGCCCAGUAUACCUCAUCUUGCUACAGAGUAACAGGGUAUGGUUGCAGAGAUGAAAUGGGAUAACAAACGUCACCUUCAGGGCUGAAACGGCUCUGUUCCCGAACUGAAUUUUGCUUUUAAGUUGUGCAGGAUGAUAACUAUACUUGUUUUACUGAAGCAUUCAGAAGUUUGGAGUGACAGAAAAACAACAGUGAAGGCAUAGAGUCCGUGAGGACAGCUGUAAGAAUUCAUUAAUCAUGAAUACAUAUCCAGGAAGGCUGGUUGAAUGCCUGGCAUUAACACUUCUGCUAGUGAAUCUACUGCUCUGGUAGAGUCCCCUGUGAAAAAUUGUCAGAAACUUUUAAGUUUGUAGUAGUUUCAUAUGAAAAACCAGAAAGUUACUAUAAAAUAAAUGAAGUAAAUAGACAUGAAAAUUGGGUGUGUAUGGAGAUGAGCUUUUAGCUGAAACUAGUUUUAAUUUAUUAUUGGAAAAUAAACUUCAUAGGGAGGUGAGAAUGGACAGAAAGCAUUAAGUUAUGAAAUCAAAUCUGUUGCAGGUAGUUUAUAAUAUAAUCCCAGUGCAUCCAGCUCCAUAUACAGCUAAUUAGGUGGUUUGCUCUGAAACCUUCUAAUAAACUCUGAAGCCUUCUAGUACUGUAGCUACUCUUCUGGGGAAUAGCAACCUUCUUGUAACUUCCACGCCAGAUGCAGUCAUGUGUUUGAGGUUUAGAAUGUUUAAAUAAGGGAGAAAAGCCUUGGAAAUAGUUCUGCAUGCUUGGUUAAUAUCCUUGUGAGUUCUAAUUUUUAGCAGCAUACAUACAGCUGUUUAAAAAACAAACAUGUUUUUAUAACGAAGUUUCUAGUUAAGCAUAUUACAUUUGUGCAUUUACUUAUUUCAGGUACAUACAUCCCUAUUUUUACCUAUUCACAAUUAACCAUGGACUGCUAACAAACUGCUGUCCAGUCCAUCAGAACAAAUAAUUGUUUUUCUACAUGCUUUUUAUUCCAUUUCACUAUAGCUGUCUGUGGCCCUAAAAAAGUAUAGAGCCCUAGCAGUAUAUCUUAAAUCUAGUUAUUAGGGAAGCAGAAUACUUUUUGUUUGACCAAGGAGGGUGUUUCCACUGACUGCAGUAGAAGAACCAGAGUAUAAAAUCCAAAUCUUGUGCAGGCAGGCCAGAUCUAUGAUAGCAGUUGGACUCGGUGUGGCAACUGUUGCAUUUGCAGGUCGUUAUGCAUUCCACCUUUGGAAGCCAUUGGGGCAGGCAAUUACAGAGACAGCAAAAAAGAUUUCAACUUCUAGUCUUUCAUUAUACUAUAAAGGAGGAUUUGAGCAGAAAAUGAGUAGGCGUGAAGCAAGUCUUAUUUUAGGUGUAAGUCCAUCUGCUGACAAGGCCAAAAUCAGAGCAGCCCAUAGAAGAAUCAUGAUCUUGAAUCAUCCUGAUAAAGGAGCACCAGGUGAAGGGAUUUGUGCCUCCAUGCUGCCCCUGCAGCUCUUCUGUCAUGGCCAAAGAGAGAAGUGUUGUCUAAUGUCUUCAGCUGCAGAGUUCAGACCUAGAACAAUCUUGAACAUGUGGCAUUGCAGAGAGAUUUGCUUGGUUAUGUUUUCAACUUCAUUUCUUCUGGCUCUGGUAGCACAGAUGUGCUUUUAAAAGCAAUAUCCAACAUUAGAAUGUAAUUCUACCAGCUGGCGUUGGUAGAAGAAAGAUCAAUAAAUACAGAUUUGAAAAGUUACUCGUAUUACCUGAGAUUCAAAACAAUGAAGAAACCGUGAUUAGAAAUAAAUCACUAAUAGAAGUUUGCAUAAGAACAUCCCUGGUGAGCAGUACUAGAAUGGUUGCUCAUUAACCUUUGCACAGUUCAGUUUGAAAGUGUUUUUAUAUUGAUAUACUGUAUGUUAUUUUUUAUAUGUAUUAUUUAUUCUGUGAAAGAAUGCUUGCUAACAGAAACAGAGGAAGAGAUGAGCCUUUUGGACUUGCUUUAAUUAUAAACAAACACUUAAGCAAUCAUGAGAUUGAAUUUUCUCUCAUUGGAGGGCUGCAAAAUUAAUAUGGCACUUGAGGGUGUUUCAGGAUGUGAACAUAGUAAAAACACUUCUCACUGAAUUGAAUUUACUUUAAGAUCCACUCUAGUAAUGUAGAAACUGAAGGCAAAGUUGAAAAUUACUUGGGAUACAUAGUUUAUUGCAGCUUAUAGUCCUUACUGUUUUAUCUUCUUGUCAGGGUUUUGAAAGAAGCAGUACUCAGUGUAGUAGACAAUUUUCUGUCCUUGCCCUGCCUCACUUUCCUCACAUGUCUUUGCUAUUAGGACUGCAUUCAAGCAAAACAGAGCAUGAACAAGACAGCUGAACUCCGUUAUUU
This is a messenger RNA of Tympanuchus pallidicinctus (lesser prairie-chicken), 2492 nucleotides long. RefSeq names its product DnaJ heat shock protein family (Hsp40) member C15 (gene DNAJC15). Gene Ontology annotation, biological process: protein import into mitochondrial matrix. The transcript is spliced from 6 exons. Gene Ontology annotation, cellular component: PAM complex, Tim23 associated import motor. Gene Ontology annotation, molecular function: ATPase activator activity. Bases 1317 to 1784 code for a protein of 155 amino acids. NCBI's taxonomy places the organism in Eukaryota, Metazoa, Chordata, Aves, Galliformes, Phasianidae. The record is from RefSeq and is a predicted model, not a curated record.